This is a messenger RNA of Schistosoma turkestanicum, 1623 nucleotides long. The record is from the annotation of a GenBank genome assembly. NCBI's taxonomy places the organism in Eukaryota, Metazoa, Platyhelminthes, Trematoda, Strigeidida, Schistosomatidae.
UUGAAUUCCUGCGUUACAGUUACUUUCUGUCGAAGGCCAUUUACAUCCCAAGGUCACCUGUGUAUUGUCGCGCACGUGUGGUUUUCAAAUGUUUCUUUUAAACAGAGGCUUAGAAUGUGGCCAAAAAACUAGUGUCUAUUAAUGAUUUGAUGUAUUUUUAUCUCUCUGAUGGUGCGCAAAUGUAAUUCAAUUAUGCAUAACAUAGUGUUUCGUUUCAUUUUAGCCAGGAAAUGAGAAUCGACGAUAUAAAAUUUAUUCUUUUUUGGACUAUGGUUAUGCAUCAAUACACGAUACAAUGUGAUGUCGCUUAUAUUACUUACUGUCCAUGUAUGGGUCGGCUUGGAAAUCAGAUAGAACAGUUCCUAGGUAUGAUUGCAUUUGCCAUUAGAGUCAACCGUACACUUGUCUUGCCUCCAUGGAAUAUUAUGUCGUCUCUAGAGGCUAAUUUCGUGCCUUUUGAAAACCUAUUUAACAUCACUACACUUUUAUCAGUUCACCAGUUUAUUUCACUGGAAAACUUCAUGUUGAAUAAAGCUCCUAUCAUCUGGCCAGCAACUAAACGUACAGCAAUAUGCUUUCGACCUAGACCUGGUCCUUUAUUUAAUGAUUGUAAUGCUAAAGAUGGAAAUCCUUUCAAAGAAUUUUGGGAUAGGUUUAAUAUCAGUUUUAUAAGCUCUAGUUUCUACUUUCCUUUAAGUACAGAUGAUUCUAAAGAAGAAUGGGAUCGGUUAUUUCCCUCAGAAACUUACCCAGUUCUUGCAUUUGUUGGACCACCUUCGUCUUUCCCUGUUCGUCCUGAAAACCGUGUAUUCCAUCGUUAUUUAGAAUGGAACAGUUAUAUUAAUGUAGUCACUGAGAAUUUUAUGCAUCGAUGGUUAGAUAAACCUGCAGUUGGAGUUCAUUUAAGAAAUGGAGGGGAUUUCUUAAAUGCUUGCUCACAUUUGAAACGUGGUCUACAUAACUUGUUCUCAAGCGCUCAGUGCCAUGGCGAUUUCAAUGAAUUUCCUCCUCAUAGAGUAACAGAAGAUAUGUGCAUCCCCUCAAAAGAAUUAAUUCUUCAAACAAUUUCAUUUGGUGUUCGUUUAGUUAAAGCGAAAAGCAUUUAUGUAUCAACUGAUAAUGAUCCUAUGUUAUCACUAAUUCGCAAUCACCUUAGUAAUACAACUGUAGAACACGUUGUGUGGAAACCUAAUCGAAGACCUGAAGAAGAUAUGGCAUUGUUAGGGCGAAUCGAUCUAGCAAUUCUCAAUUGUGUAUCAACUUACUCUGUUUCAGUGAAACGUGAACGAGAUGCGAAGAAUCUACCUAGUAUGUUUUUCGGAUUAACUAUUGAGAAUCAAAGAGGUUUGGAAGUAUUAUGCAAUUCUACGAAUGAAGCUACAAACUAUUGGUGAUCUAAACUCCACAGAAAAUAACUUCCUACUAUAUUUUAUUUUAUAUUUUACACUUUUUAAACUUCAUUGUUUGCUCGUUGAUAUUUUUAUCACUAUUAAACUUGCAUUUAAAUAAUAAAAUUUGGUGUAAUUUAUGUCGCGAGGUAAUAUUUGUGAGAAUGCACCUAGAUCAUGCAUUUUUAGUGAAGGCACCAAAUAAUCAUGUUACUUUAACCAAUUUUUGUCAAGA